This is a messenger RNA of Cataglyphis hispanica, 10215 nucleotides long. RefSeq names its product cadherin-86C. NCBI's taxonomy places the organism in Eukaryota, Metazoa, Arthropoda, Insecta, Hymenoptera, Formicidae. Gene Ontology annotation, molecular function: cadherin binding; calcium ion binding. Gene Ontology annotation, cellular component: catenin complex; plasma membrane. The record is from RefSeq and is a predicted model, not a curated record. The transcript has 17 exons. Gene Ontology annotation, biological process: homophilic cell-cell adhesion. Bases 426 to 9233 code for a protein of 2935 amino acids.
AUCAACGUAGGGGAUGAACAGUUCAACCAGUGCAACCCCUUUCACACGCGUGGCAUGCGCGGCCGCGUGAAGUGUGCUUCCACGUGAACUUUGAGAGUAUCAUUUUUUCCGAUAAGAUUGUUCGCCAAAUAAUUCUUUCCAGUGCGAUUCUCAAAAAAAAAAUAAUAAGCGCAAAAAAUUGAAAUCGUCGCGCAAAAAUAAUUAUUUAAGAGAAAAAAAGCGGUGAAAAAUACAAUGUCGAAAACAUCGAAACGGGGAUUAAAUUAUUUUCGAGUAUUGUUUUUAAACAAAGGAGGAAUUGAAAAUUUUUUUAUUUCAAAAACCUGUGCGUUAUUACAUUGCCAAAAAUUUCAUUCAACCUGUGAUCUAUAAGUAUUUUUAUAAACAUGAAAUAUUUGACGAUCUCGUGAUUCUUUGUCUUCAGAAUGCCCCUCGUAGGAGCAUGGUUCAAAGUGUGGAUUUAUUUUGGGCUCAUUUAUGGUUGGAGUGAAAGUGCUCGACCGCGUUUUGACACAUCUACGGAUAUGGGAUUGGUGUUAGUUCCAGCCGAUGCCGAGGUCGAUUCCGUAAUAUUUCGGUUACGCGCCACCGAUCAGGACGCAGAUUUUCCCCUCGUUUUCGAAAUAACUGCAACAAUUACGCCCGUCGUAAGAAUCGACAAUCUACCGUGUACGCUAUACAACAAAGUCUGCCAGGCCAAUGUAAUCUUAACGAAACGCCUUAUGCCUGGACGUCUUCACGAUUUUGCAGUCAGGGUUCGAGAUACUAAGGGAGACUCAAAUUCAAUGCAGGCUACCAUUUCUGCAACAAAUGCUACGACGUCGCGUGAUAAAAUAUUUCCUCACAUUCCUUCUUUAAUAAUGGUACCUGAGGAUACUAAACCAGGCACGGAACUAGAUUAUCUUCUCGUUCGAGCAAAUUCUUGGAGCGGCAAACCUGUUUAUAUCGAAUUAUGGCAACCGAAAGAACUUUUUACUAUUCGACAGCGACAAACACCAACGCAAACGCGCGGAGUUAUUACGUUGAUAGGUGAAUUGGAUUUCGAGACGCAAUCAAUGUAUACCCUCACUAUUUACGCGACGGAUCCUUACACGGAACCUGGCAAAGACACUAGAAAUAUCGCAGGCUUAAAUAUUGUUAUCAUAGUUCAAGAUGUACAAGAUGUACCACCAAUUUUUACCUUAGCACCACCUUUAACUAGGCUUAAUAAUUCUGUGCAAACUGGAGACGUAAUAUUACGAGUUCACGCGGAAGAUGGAGAUAAAGGGGUGCCGCGUGAAAUUACAUAUGGUUUGGUAUCCGAAGGCAAUCCUUUCAUACCAUUUUUUAACAUCUCGGAAACAACAGGUGAGAUUAUUCUCGCUAAGCCUUUAGAGGAACUCACGCAAAUUACUCAUGUCGGUGCACCGGUCGUGCUGACCGUGGUAGCUGAGGAAAUACGAAGAUCUAGAGACGAGCCGCCAGCUCAGGCGACGGUCGUCGAAGUCGGAUUCCUUCUUGGAGAACCAGGCAACAGUCCGCCAUAUUUUGAAAAUGAUAACUACAUUGCGUCAAUACCAGAAAACUUGGAGCCAGGUUCCGUAAUAACAUUUGCCGAGCAAUACUCGACUAAAAUUCACGAUGAAGAUAUUGGUAAGGCUGGUGUAUUCGCAUUAAAGUUGCGGAAUAACAAUGGUACUUUUGAGAUAAAUCCGACUGUUGCUGAACGUACGGCAGAUUUUAUUAUCACAGUACGAGACAAUACACUCAUCGAUUACGAGAUGUAUAAAAGUUUAUCCUUUAAGAUCGUUGCUCAAGAGGUUGGUCCAGCGACAAAUCUAUCAGCAACAGCAGCGGUCGUUAUAUUUAUACAAGAUGUUAACGAUAAUUCGCCGAUAUUCGACGAAGAAUCUUACGAAGUUACAUUGUCGGAAAAUGUCACCGUUGGAACACGAGUUAUUCAAGUGCAUGCAACUGACAAAGAUACCGGUCUCUUUGGCAGCAUUAAAUACACAGGUAUAGCAGGAGAAGGAAGCGACGCCUUCACGAUAGACUCUGAUACAGGUUUGAUUACGGUCACAAUGGGAUCAUCUCUAGAUCGCGAAAUGGCAGCACAAUUGCAAUUAACUGUAUAUGCAUGCGACGAGAACGGUAACGGUAACACGGGCGUCGCAUCUUUAAUAGUGAAUUUGCUGGACGUAAAUGACAAUGCACCGAUUUUUGAGAAAAAUGCCUACGAAUUUACAUUAAAUUCCGAUUUGACAAAUUUCACAACACCAGCCAUCAUAAAAGCCACCGACGCCGAUGCCGAAUAUCCAAACAAUGAAAUUCGUUACGAAUUGGUUCAUGGAAAUUAUGAAAAUAAAUUUUAUCUAAAUGAGAUCACUGGAGAAUUGAUAUUACGUUCGCCUAUCACAAAAUUUAGACGGAAGAAACAAAGCGUUUACGACAAAUCUUCGAAAAAAUUAUACAAAGAAUUUUUUCAAUCGGAACACGCUAUACGAGGAAAUAUAACAAAAACAACAGUGUCUCCAGAUGCAAUAAAUGCAACGGAAAAUAUUCUAAACGAAAUCGAAUUGAAACAUAAAAUUAACAAAAUAAAGAAAUCGAAGAAUCGUCGAAGAAGACGAGCGGAAACUGAUAUUCUAUAUACUCUAACUGCCAGAGCAUACGAUCUUGGCGUACCUCAUCUAGCAAGUGAGACAAAGAUCUCCAUUGUCAGAGGAACUGCCAUGGAAGCUCGCAUAAUGAUGUUCGUUGUGCCAGGAGAACACCCAAAUUUAACGAGGACGGCUGAAACAUUAGCUACUAUCACAGGUGGACGAAUUACCAUACUGGACACACGUCCUUAUGUGCCGGAUAAUAAAUCAGGCGUUACAGACAAUGCUGUAUCAAUGAAGGAAGGAAAAAGAACAAUCGUGAUAGCUCGUGUCGAGCAAACCGAAGUCGGCACACCCCUCGUAGAUGUAGAAAAAAUUCGCAAUACAUUAGCUGCAAAUGGGGUGGGAAUUAUUGGCGGCACAGGCACUACCAACGUAUCUAUAACGUACAACGAGGAAACUACCAUGAAACUGCCAAUCGAUGGGGUAAUUCACAAAGGGGGAGAUAAUACGCGGACCUACGCAAACAAAACGAUCACUAACGUUCAUGAGGAAGUAACUGUGUAUAAAGCGGAGAAUAAAUUGCUUUUUUGGCUGCUGAUUAUUCUGGGCCUGCUGAUGUUAUUGGCAAUUGCAGCGCUUAUUAUCUGUUGCAUCUGUCCGGGUUGUCCAUUUUAUAUGGCACCUAGAAAACGCAGAAUAUACUCAUCGGAAAAGCUUAUCACUCGAUCUAAUGGUCGACCAAAACGGCAUCGGAAACCAAUGGCUACAAUCGAGAUUACAUCGAAUGGAAGAAAGCAAGCUUGGAGCGCAGAUCCGACUCGAAGAAACUGGCAAUUUAAUCGUCGAAAUGCUAAGAAUGGUGGCUUGGCAUCGCUCCCUGGUGAUGUCGUGUAUAUUUCGGAGCGUCCUCCCAUUGAUCAAGCAAAUGUAGAGUCAUUAAGGCUACGUGAUGGCCAAACCCAUGAUCCUUCGAGAAAGAGAAGAAUCGAGGAGCAGGAGAGAAUGUAUGUGGGAGAUAUCGAGGAAAAGAAAAUUAGAGAUUACGAUGCUGCAGACGCGGAUUCUUUACAACGACAUGAAAUCGAAGGUGGUUCGGACAUUCUGCAUCAAGCUUACAGACAAAGAUACGUUGAUCCUGAAUCAAAUAAUGAGCCGGUGGUAAGAGAGCAACAUUUUUACCGCGAAGGGAACGCAGAGGUAUUACAGUUAGUAACGCGAGGACAAGUAGAAGAUACAAGUCAACAUCAUUAUCCGACGACUUUUAUAGUGGACGGCAAAGAUGUACUUUUGCAGCGGUUUAUGCAGGAUCAGAAAACACGGCAAGAACUAUUAAUGCAGGAAUCCGAGAUGCUACGCACGGUCGAGUCUCAUCAACAUCCGAGAAAUUUAUAUCAACAUAAGCAGGAGAUACUUCUUCUACCAGAAGAAUUGGAUGUUAAGCGUCGACGAGCAGAAGAAUUAGAUUCCAACGUUCAAAAAUUAGCGAUGGAUGAUGGAUAUGCGGCGCAGAAGAUGGACCUGGAAUCACAAAUGCGAGAGGUUCAUCGUCAAGAGAUCUCGAUGAACAUGCCCGGCAUAUCGGAUAAAACAUCAGUCCCCAAGGAGCAAACGGUGCAAUCUGCAACGAUGCAAUCGUACGCGUUUCAUGAUCUGGAACUGGCGAGACAGAACGUCUUGCUGACGCGAUUACUUUUGGAAAAAGAAUCUAGAUAUGCUGGUGGCAUUCCUAUGGACGCCGUGAGUUAUUUAGAAACUCAAAGUCUUCCUGGACAAGCGGUCAUUGCCACACAGACCGAAAGAACCGCAGCGACUCAAACAGAACGACAUAUACGAAGCAGAAGUGACAAUGAUGAAUCCGACGAAGAUACUCGAAACCGAAAAAAGAUAAAGUCAAAGAAACGCUACGGUGAGGAAAAAUUGAAGAGAACGCGAACCUUAUGGAUGAAGUCGCCUAUCGAGGAAGAGGAAAGCCCAUGCUUCGAUAAACGGUUGAACAUCUUGAGAAAGAAAGUAAAAGAAGUAAAAGAGGGACGAAAGGCAUCCUUACAGCCUGAAGUACUGCAGGAAAUAUCGGAUUCUCUUGACGAGAAUGGAAGCACUUGUCGUGAAAGAGAAGAAAAGUCGAUGGAAACUUGUCAACAGCCUAUCGAACAGUCCAGCAUCGCAUAUAAAUUGUUACGUAAAGAGAAAAGUGGCUCCUCUUCGUCUAUAGAAGUAGAUAAACAAGAUAAGAAAACUUUGGACGAAAAACAAAUGGAGAGCUUGUCAUCGGCAGAAUUAAGUGUCGAUAAUAGAAAAUAUAUCCAAGAAACGAUGGAGAAAAAGAGUUCGAAAAAAGAAAGCAAAUUAAAAAAACAAAAAAAGAUAGAAUCCGUGAUAAAGCCUAGUUUUCGGAUUUUAGAGAAAGAAAUCACGAUGUUGACGAAAAAACUAAACAAACUCGCCGAUAAAAAGGUACAGGAAACCACAAGGGACGAAAGUACGAGUCAAGAAAAAUCGAGGACAUCGAAAGACUUCAAGAAAGAUCUACGUACAUCGAAGAAAAUAGAUGAUUCAAAGAAACGCAAACAGUCUGAAGCUUCUCCAGGUAUAGCGAAAGAGGCAAAGACUGAAAAAUUUAUUUAUCAUCAACCACAGAUUAUGAGUCCCGGCAGUACCGAAUACGAAGAUCCGUUUGAAAAACCGAUGAAAUCAAAAUCGGAAUUUCGUCAAAAAGUUGCGAAGCACAAACAAACAAGUAGCCAUAUGAGAGCAAAAAAACAGACGCAGAAAGAACGUAAAAAACAAAUCGCACAACAGGAUCGGGAGCCCGAAAAACGCAAAGAUGCCGCGAGUAAAGAAAGCAGCAGAUCAAGCAUUGAGAAGACUGCUAAAUUAUUAUCGCGUAGGCAUAAGUUAGCAGCCAUUGGCCGUAGAAAACAUGUUUCGGAAGAACCCAGCACGAAUACAAAUUCCGAUCGAAUAAACGGUAAAAAGGAUCUGUUUGUCAGUCGCGAUUCUGACAAGAGAAGCGCAGAUUCUUCAGAGAUUUCGUCGAAUCACGCGGAUCAGCAAAAACCGAAACAGAAAUUAGAUCAUGUGAGCGAGAGAUUCUCCGAUGAUUUUGUAACAGAAUCGCAAAGAAAAGAUGCCGAUCGGCAAACUGCCGAUUUUCAUUCAACGAUGGAUAUAAGCACACAUAAAAAAGACAUUACAAGCGAUAAAAAAGACAUCAAAGGAAUACAAUUUUCAGACGAUUUUACAGUCGAAACACAGAAAAAAGACAUGGAACAUGAAAUGAAAACUGCUAUUGAAAGUGAGAUUGAGCAAAGUGCAUUUGGUUUCGAUAAUGGCAAAGAUCAUGUAACGUUGAAAGAAACCGUCGAAGAUAUUUUAUUUUUUCAAGAUCUAAAAUAUACACAACCAGAGAUAACAUUAGACACUGGAAAGAAAGGAGAAUUUGAAACGUCUGUAAUAGAAGAUUUAGAUGACAGCAAAAAAAAGACGAUGCCUUUAGAUUCUCCUAUCUUAGAAACGUUAAAAGAGCAUCAAAUACAAAAACCGUCAUCGCAUAUUGAUAAAAGUGAUAUCGAAGACAAAAUAGCUUACGUGUCGAAAAAGCAUGAGAGAGAAACAGAGAAAGCUUUACAUGAAACCGGAAAAGAAAUGUUAGAAAAAGAAAAAAUUAAAUUAGAUGAUACACCUGAAUUAAAAACGUUAGAAGAUGUCGAAAAAACUAUGAAGAAAGAAAUAGAUAUACCGGAACAAUAUGUAAAAAGCUCGGAAAUGUCGAAUGAUGUGAUGGAGCAUCACGUCGAACAAAUAGAAGAAUAUAAGAAGGACGAAUUGUGUAGCGACACUAUCGCAUCAUUAUCAAAAAUGGAAAAAGAUUUAAAAGACGUUAAAGAUGUUACGCACUUAUUAUAUGCAAAAGAAGGAGACAAAACUACUGUACAUAAAUCUGAAAGUGAUCAAAAAGAGGAAUUAAGUCACGAGUCUAUGAAAGAACAUAGUGAAGAGGAAAUGCCUGCAACAAAAAUUACAAUAGAUACUAAACAAGAUGAUGAAGAAAUGAUAAAAAAAUUAGUAUCGAAAGAGGACGAAGAGGAUUCGUCACGUAAAAUUAAAAGUGACGAAAAAAUGAAAAUGACAAAGUCAGAUACCGAUGAAUAUCAAAAUGUUAUUGAAAAACCGGAAGAGAUUCCAAAAGAAUAUGUGACUCAAGAUUUAGAAAAAAUGCAGAAAGACGGAGAAUCAAUAACUGAAACAUUUGAAAAAUCAUUCGAUAUUAGGCAAUCAUCUAAAGAUGAUUCUGUAAAUUUAACUGACAUUCAUCACGCGUUUUCAAUCGAUGAUAAAACAUUAAAAUAUAUUGACGAUACUAGUCAAGAAGAUGAUUUAAGUCAAUCUGAAUCUGGUGAAAUAACACAUGUUGUAAAGGAAGAUAUCGAUACAGACAAAUUGAAGCGCUUUGAUGAUCUCAAUGCAAAGACAGAGGUUGAGAGCCAAAAAACUGAAGAAGAAUCGCAUAUGACUUCUCAAGAAAUAUCCAAAGUGCAAGAAAUAAAAUUAGAAAAAACGAUUGAAUCUGCGAAAGAAAAAGAAGAAUUAUUUCUCGAACAAUAUAAAGAAAAAGAGGAAGAAACAUCUUUAGUAAAGGAAAUACCGGAUGAAGAAGUAGAAAAGAUACUUGAUAAAGAACUAUCUACUGAUCAAUUACCGAAAGAUAUAGAUCUAGAAAAGUCAACUAUCAGUGAAUCAGAAAAAUUGGAUAAAUUUGCGACAGUUGCUGAGAAUAUAGACGUUGCAGAACAACGAGGCAAUGGAGAGCACCAAACAGACGUAAGCGUUCCAAUUUUUAGAAGCUUUAUUGAUGAUACAAUCGAUGUUUCGGAGGAGAGCGACUCAUCCAGUGAUAUUUCCAGGAAAACAACGCUGACCAUGAGACCCUAUGAUACUCCACGUCAUCGGCAAAGGUGGCAGCAACAAGAAAGCCUUGAAAUAGCGGGUAUGCCUGAAAUAAAAACUUUUAAAGACGGAGAAGAUGCAAGAAUAGAAAUGGAAACGGAAGAGGAUACAGGCAGCAACGUGUCGCUCGAUGAAAUUGAAAAUGUAGAAGAUUCGAUCGCGAUUGAAGCAACGAUUAAUGAAUCACAGGCAGAUAUAGAGAGCAUUACUACAUCCGAAAAAAUCUCUUUCAACGGUGAAAAAAUUUUAUCCGUAUAUGAUUUGAAAAAAGUAAAUGAGAUUAAAAAGGACAGGGAUUUUGAAUCAAAAUUUGAAGAAUCAGAAGCUAAUAUAAAAUCGGAUAUAACAGAUUUAUUGACAACAAUUCAAGAUAAAGUUCUCUCAAUUGUAAGCGCUAAAGAAUUAAAUGACACGUUAAAAGAACAUGUUAAGGAUGAAAUCGUUCCAAUAACAAAAGAGGAUGGAAAAUGUAAAAGUGAGAUAGCCACACCUCUUAAGAAGAUUGAAAAAGUUUUCGAACCUAUGCAACAAAAUGACAAAAGUGAAAUUAGAUCGCCUUCAAAACAAGUUGAGCAAAUAGAUCUUACAGAAGAUAGAAAAAAAAUCUUAGAGAAAGAUACCAAAGUAAAGAAAACGAGAAUAAAAAAUUCUCUGGACAAAAUCAAAACUGAAGACAUCGGGGUAGACAAAAUAAAAAGUAAAGAUAGUAAAAGCGGCACUUCGGAAAAGCAUGAUGGAAAAACGGAGCUUUUCGAAAACUCUGCGAAGAAAAAAAAGAAAUCUGAGCGACUAAAGAUGCUCUCACUCGGUGAGAGAAAAGGCGUUCUCGACGAAAAGUCAAAAGAAAAGGGUACGCCAAGUCAUUCUCAUCGAUCUCGUAAAUCCAUUGAUGGCGAUUCAGAAAAGAAAUUUAGAGACGGCGAAUCGCAGAACCAAUCAUCGCGAGGCGAAGAGGAGCAUCCGCAAAAACAAGCGUUGCCUAAAUCAAAAUUCAAGAAGGACAAGAAAUCUACAAUUCCCCCGAAAACUAGAGAGAUCGACGCGAGUAAAACGCAAUCGAAAUACAUGGCUUGGUAUAAUAAAAAACGCGACGAGACUGAGAAGAAGAGAUUGGAAAAGAAGACGGCGGAAGAUGAGGAACAGUUACCACGUUGGGUAAGUAGAGGCUUGAAACAAACAGCGAAGCAAAAAGAGAAGCAAAGUAUAGAACACAAGACUCCAGAAGUGACGCCUCGUACGAGACGCAAGAUCAAGCCUUUAGUAAACGUCGAAUCCGAGCAGUUGAAAGCUAUCGUGCGUCAAGGACGGCGGUUAAGAAAAGCCGAGGGUAAUCUUGAGGAAGAUCCGCCGAUCCAGAUAUUCGCCAGAACACCGCCGAUUUCUACAGACACCCAGCAUCGUUUGCUGCAACACUCGGAAUAUAAAUACGAGAGGGUACCGCCGCCCUUCUACCUUCAUCCCCCCCCGCCAGCGCCGCAUCCAUCGCCGCAACCGUCACCGGAGAGAUCUCUCGAAAUACAUCCAUCUACAUCGCAAUAUGAGCAAUCCGAGGAGCUACAUUCGGAGAGCAUUGUUGCACCGUUCCCAAGUGGCACUCGUCUACGUCAUCAACAGCUCCUCGAAAAGAAAAGCGUUUUCGAUAUUGCGUACAGUGAAGCCGCGCCAUCGCAACUCCGAUCCGACAGCGCAACUCCACCGUCUUAACUUUUUUGGAUUUUUAGAUUAAUUAUUUCUUUUAUACAAAAAAAUAUAUAUAUGUAAUUUAUAAUUAUUUAUUUGAUAAAUGUUAUAUACAGAAUUAUUUCAAUGUAUCUUUAAUCGCACAAUUAUGUCGAUUAAAAUAAAAUAUUUAUCUAUAUGCAUACAUCUAUAGGCCAUAGGCAAUCAGAAUAUAGCAAAAUCAUGUAUAUAUAUUUUCUAGCAUCGUCUUACUAUUUUUGACAUUAUUUUUUACUUCUUUAGUAAAUUCAAAAACUUUUAAUAUGAACAAUACUUACCAUGAUUAUUUAAUAUCAUGACAAAAAUAACCGUCAUAAUCGUCUCUAAUAUAGAGAUUUAACUAAGAUGUAUAAAAUAUUUCCUGCAAAGAACAAGAGAAAUAUAUACAUAAUUGUUCGUAGCAUAGUAUAGUUUGUUUAUGUUACUGCCAAUAAAUAAUGAUAUCAAUUUAUCUUUAAGUAAAAUGCAACAUGAAUUGCAGCGACUAAUUUUAUAUGUUAUUAUCCCAGUAUAAUAAUGUUUAUAUAAUAUAUCAAUCUUUGUAAAUAUAUAGAUAUAUAAAAAUAUGUAUUCUAUGUAAUUAAUAUCCUUCUAUUAAUUUCGCUUUUUUUGUUUCUUGAUAAUUUAAAAUACAAACUAGAGAAAGAGUAUUCAACUUUUUUCGCGGCUUAUAAUUAGUAAUUUUUAUUUCGUAUUCGGAUAUAUUUAAAGUAUUUUCAAAUUCAAUAUAAAAUUCAAAAUAAAAUUUGCAUAAAUUUCUCUAUAAGAUUGCCAAUAAAAUAAAUUUAAAAAAAAAAAAACAAAUUUUUUUAAAGAAAAUAAUUUUCAAUGGACUACAAAAAGAACGUAGCUGCAUAAUUUAGAAAAUUAAAUAUUAAUUUAUAAAAAUCGGUUCGCAUAAUUCUUUCAGACUAACAUUAUUUAAUAAAAAUUUCUACUAUUUAAAUAAAUGUGUAUAUGAGAUAUA